UCCAACCACUUGCUUUUCCAGCUGCUUUAAGGUCAGUCAGAAUCUGUGAAACUGUCCGGCGAUCAGUUCCACGGACCCGAGGAAAGGGUGCUGGAAAUCAAGCUAGCCCUGUGUAACAUGUCAUUAUGCUGUUCAGUUCGUCGGCGGGUGAUUAAAAGACAGCUUGAAGGGCUGGAUUUGCUCUUUCUGGAACAAACCGUGGACAUUUGCCCAAGGAAAGGGUUACUUGUUUGGGAGGAAACUCUACCAGUGCGCGCUCUGUUUUGAUAGCAUUGACGGCGGAGUCGUUCGGAACUCGGACUAUGAAUAUUUGCGGCGUUUGGCUUUUGGGAUUUGCAGCCUGAGUAACUUGAACAAUCUCUGGGAUGCACUUGCCGCUAUAGGGCGACCUGGAAAUAGGAAAAGCCCCCAAAAUAAGUCAGUUUACAAACAUUCUCAUAACUGAACUAUUGAUAUUACUACUAUUCACCAUUGAAAAUGUCGAAUCCUCCUGUGAAGUUUAAAAAGGAAAAAGAGAUCAUUACAGAUUACGAGACUCAAGUCAAAGAGAUUCGAGCCCAACUGGUGGAACAGCAGAAAUGUCUGGAGCAGCAGACAGACAUGAGGGUCCAGCUCCUUCAGGACCUCCAGGACUUCUUCCGCAAGAAGUCCGAGAUCGAGAUGGAGUACUCGCGCAACCUGGAGAAGCUCGCCGAGCGCUUCAUGGCCAAGACCAGGAGCACCAAGGACCACCAGCAAUAUAAGAAAGACCAGAAUCUCUUGUCUCCGGUGAACUGCUGGUACCUGUUGCUGAACCAGGUUCGACGGGAGAGCAAAGACCAUGCGACACUGAGCGACAUUUAUCUGAACAACGUCAUCAUGCGCUUUAUGCAGAUUAGUGACGACUCCACACGUCUUAUGAAAAAGAGUAAAGAAAUCACCUUUCAGCUGCAAGAGGAUUUGAUGAAAGUCCUCAAUGAGCUCUACACGGUGAUGAAAACCUACCAUAUGUAUCACACAGAGAGCAUCAGUGCUGAGAGUAAACUGAAAGAGGCAGAGAAGCAGGAGGAAAAGCAGAUUGGACGUGUUGUAGACCCCGUCUUUCACAUUCGACUAGAAGAAAGACACCAGAGACGGAGCUCUGUGAAGAAGAUUGAGAAGAUGAAGGAGAAGAGGCAAGCCAAGUACUCGGAGAACAAGCUGAAGUCGAUCAAAGCUCGGAACGAAUACCUGCUGACGCUCGAAGCCACUAAUGCUUCAAUCUUCAAGUAUUACAUUCACGACUUGUCUGAUUUAAUAGACUGUUGUGAUCUGGGAUAUCAUGCGUCUCUGAACCGAGCUUUGCGGACCUAUCUUUCGGCUGAAUAUAACCUGGAGACGUCUCGUCACGAAGGCCUGGACAUCAUUGAGAACGCAGUGGACAGUCUGGACCCCCGUAGUGACCGCCAGCGUUUUAUGGAAAUGUACCCUACCGCGUUCUGCCCACCCGUCAAAUUUGAGUUCCAACCACAUAUGGGAGAUGAGGUGUGUCAGAUCACGGCCCAGCCUCCCGUGCAGGCAGAACUCCUCCUGAGGUUCCAGCAGCUGCAGUCCCGUCUGGCCACCCUAAAGAUUGAGAACGAAGAGAUCAAGAAGACUUCAGAGGCUACUCUUACUACCAUCCAGGACAUGGUGACCAUCGAGGACUAUGACGUAUCGGAAUGUUUCCAUCAUAGCCGCUCCACUGAAUCGGUCAAGUCCACUGUGUCAGAAACCUACCUCAGCAAGCCGAGCAUCGCCAAGAGACGUGCCAACCAACAGGAGACGGAGCAGUUCUAUUUUAUGAAGUUCCGUGAGUAUCUGGAGGGCAGCAAUCUCAUCACUAAGCUCCAGGCAAAACAUGAUCUACUGAAGAGGACCCUUGGUGAUGGUUACCGGCCUGAAUAUGCGACUACAAGGCCUCCCAGUCUUCCUCCUAAACCGUUUGGCACACAGAGGCCCAGGCCACGCUCUGUAUUUAACGUUAAGCUGUUUAAUGGCAAUUUGGAGUCAUUUGUUAAGGACUCUGGACAAGCAAUACCUCGAGUUGUUGAAAGCUCUAUUCGAUUCAUCAACCUAUAUGGCCUCCAACAUCAAGGAAUAUUCCGAGUGUCUGGAUCUCAAGUUGAAGUCAAUGAUAUCAAGAACUCGUUUGAGAGAGGUAACGAUCCUUUGACAGACGAAGAGAACAACCACGAUAUAAACUCUGUUGCGGGUGUUUUGAAACUCUACUUUCGAGGUUUGGAGAACCCCCUGUUUCCAAAGGAACGAUUCAAUGAUCUCAUCUCCUGUGUCAGAAUUGAGAAUCUAUAUGAGAGAGCGCUGUAUAUUCGAAAGAUCCUUCUGACUUCACCCAGAUCAGUUCUCGUUGUCAUGCGAUAUCUAUUCGCCUUCCUCAACCACUUGUCCCAGUACAGUGAUGAAAACAUGAUGGACCCCUAUAAUCUGGCCAUCUGCUUUGGCCCCACCCUCAUGCCCACUCCAGAAACUCAGGACCAGGUCUCCUGCCAGGCCCAUGUCAAUGAGGUCAUCAAAACCAUCAUCAUCCACCACGAGACCAUCUUUCCUGAUUCAAAGGAGCUUGACGGCCCCCUGUAUGAGAAGUGUAUGGCAGGCGGAGAUUAUUGUGAGAGUCCAUACAGUGAACAUGGAGCCCUUGAAGAGGUUGAUCAUGAUGGAGGAAUUGAGACCCACACCAGUGAGGAUGAGGGGGAGCCCAUUGAAGCCAUCGCAAAAUUUGAUUAUGUGGGGCGCUCUGCACGGGAGCUGUCCUUUAAGAAGGGUGCGUCUCUGCUGCUGUACCAGAGAGCGUCGGAUGACUGGUGGGAGGGCCGACACAAUGGCAUAGACGGCCUAGUGCCUCACCAGUACAUUGUUGUGCAGGAUAUGGAUGACACAUUCUCUGACACACUCAGUCAGAAGGCAGACAGCGAGGCCAGCAGUGGACACGGAGGAGAGGAGAAAUGCUCCACUAGAGACAUUGGAUCUCCAACAGACAACAGAAUACCUGAUACCUACAUCAGCAGCAGGCACAGGAAGAGAAGUGACCCUCCGUCCCGUAGGCCCCCAGCUCGCCCCACUGACGCCCACUGCAUGCUCCACCCAUCUCAGGACCAUCAUGGUAACCAUAGCAGCCUCGGCAGUCACGGCACCGCAGAUUUGGGAUCCCCGGCGAUGGGCCACUACAGUCCGCGGGAGCUGCUGAGAGGAAGGGGACACAUGCCCAUGGACAGCCCCGAGAGACGCAGACGAACCGGCCACGGCAGCCUGACCAACAUCAGCCGGCAUGAGUCCAUAAAAAAGAUGGAGAGCCCUCCCAUCCGAAGGUCCACAUCUUCAGGCCAGUACAAGAGCUUGGAUCCAGAGAGCAUCGCACAGGACAUAGAGGAGACGAUGAACACUGCUCUGAAUGAGCUGAAGGAGCUGGAACGGCAGAGUUCUGCUAAACACGCUCCUGACGUGGUGCUGGACACCCUGGAGCAGAUGAAGAACGCUCCCACACCGGCCAGCUCCACCGAGUCCCUCAGCCAACUGCACGGCCUCCUGCUACGGCCCGCCCCAACGGAGCCCCCCAUGCGCCGCAGCACCAGCUCCUCUAGCGAUACCAUGAGCACCUUCAAACCCGCCGUGGCCCCACGCAUGGGGGUGCAGCUCAAGCCCCCUGCCCUGCGGCCCAAACCCAUGGUGGCGAUACCCAAGACGGGAGCGGCGCAGCAUCCGGCGCCCCCUCCACAGGAUCCACUGGACAAAUCCUGCACCAUGUGAUCAACUGUGGGAGUUGCAUUCAGAGCGACAGUGAGGAAACAAUGUCAAAUUAGGACCUUUGCAGUCAGAGCCAGGUUUUUACUUUUUGCAACAUUUCAUUCGGCGGACUAAAACAAAUAUAGGUAACUAAAGAUACUAGAAAUGGUUGAGUUGUUAGUUUAAAACAGUGUGUGUGUGUGUGUGUGUGUGUGUGUGUAGAAUUCCAACACUAUUUUAGGGUUAUUAAUAAACCAGAAUAACGUCCGUUACUAAGCAUGGUUCAGAGUUACUUAAACAGGCGUUUACUAUUUCAGAGAGUAAGUUACAUUUCCUCUCAUGACCUAUUCAAGCAGACAUUCUUAAAUAUAUUCGAAAGACACCUGCAACUAACAGAAAGAUAUUUAUGUGUAUCCAAAAACUGUUUGCAUGCUUGUCCGACACCUUAUUUUUUCCCGCAAUACUCUGUGUGAAUAGAUUAAGGAGUUCUGAAAAAAGAUAUUAAAGAGAGCAACAAAUCACUACAGCUUCCUAUAUUCUUAGAGUGACUUUUUAAAUAUCAGCAGUUUACAUCCACUAGAAAAACUGUUAAAUGUGAAUUAUACAGAAACUAAGCAGGGUCUUUGGUUUCUCUGUUUACAGCAUAAGGAUUGUGGGAAAUGUGUCUUUACAUCUCAUGAGUGUUUUCUGGUCAGGACUGAUGUGUGGAAUGUUGAGGUUGGAGAUGCACUGCCAUAUAAGGGCAUGUGAUGUCAGAUAUUUUGCCCGGCCUGAUUGGCUGUUGAAUGAUUUUAAGUUGAAUUAGCAAGGCUUUGCUUUGAAUAUUAUAUUUUUGAUAGUAAUAUUUGAAUAUAUGCCCAGGGAGUUUGCGUAAACCACAUCCGCUUACCGUACAUUUUUUUUUUAAGUACUUCACUCAGUUUCUUAUUUGAAAGAAAUAUAUAUUGUGUAUAUAAAUGUACAUCCACUAAACCUUCUUUUUAUUUUUAUUUUGUGGGUCUUUUAUGUACGUUACUUUCUCCCAGGCCAAUUUGGAACAACUUCUCACUAUAAACCAUUUUUUUAAGUAUCUCUCUGCUUAAUUAAAUGUAAUCUGUGAAUAGUAAAGUCUAGCUGCCAAAAAAAGUAAAGUUCUUCAAGUGCUGCUUAGAGUUUGAUGCGGAUAGGCUACAAGAAUCAUUUGCUUAGCUGUAUAAAACCCUUGGCUACCCUAUAAGCAUGAACGAUAAUCCUUUUAGUUGUCUCAUGCAAGUGCUUUUCUAGAAACUUUUAAGGCAAUAUUUCUUCUUGUUUCACCCAACAAGGGAAUGAUGCCAAUAGCCAUGGACUCAGAGACUGUUAAUACAGUACUUUCAGUGGGAUAGUGCUGUUUCUUUUGUGUGCUAGUGGCCCAUUAACCCUUCGUAAUAAUGUCACAUACAGCACCACACCCAAAUGAAGUCAGUCACAUGACGUACCCAAAGACAAUAAAUAUAAAUAUGUAUAGCAUCAGUCACUCCAUUGUCCAUUGUAUUUGCACUCCAAAAUGAAAAAUCUGGGAUUUCGUAUACCGUAUCUGUGCAUCAACAUUCUCAUUAUUAUGACAGUUUGGCAAUAGUUUAGUGUUACUUGUACUGUAUUCACUGAUAAAUAUACAACAGUUUACUCCUAUUUAAGCAGAAUAUGCCAUGAAAUGUGUUUGGAUGAUGUUAAGAAAUUGUCCAUCGCUGAACCAAGGGAGAAACUUUAAGACAAUAAUAAGCAAUGCCUGUUUUUAAACAUGUAAAAGGAACAUACUAAAGCCUUUUGAUUACCGAUUUAUAUUUAGUGAUAUUAAAGACGAUUACAAAGUGUUUUAUUUUAUUAUGAUUUUUUUAAGAGUGUACAUUACGUUGAUAUUUUAGAUCUUAUGUCUCUCAGCUAAGCCUUGAGAAAUGUUCUCCCUGCAAAACUACACACAGUUGCAAAAUCUCUGUAUGUAUUUAAUUGCUGUUUUAUCAGUGUGUUCAUGUACAUCUCUGUACUAUGUACUUGUGUAAGUGCCUUUAAAAACUGUUUUAGAGGAACUUCAUACAAACGUCCUCUGUGCCGUGGCAUUCUUAUUUCAGAUCCAGUAUACCGAGUUGCUAGGGAUUACAGUAAAUAAAUGAUUACUAACAUUGUUCUGUUUAUUAAGUUGUAAGAAUGAUCAAAUAAAAAAAGAUACUGCUUGGCCAUUGUGACAUUGCACUUUUAUGUAAGACUGUAUAUUUGGCAUGUAACAUCCUAACAAGUUGUAGAGCUUUUGGAGGACUGCUCAGUCUUUCUAAUAAAGAACAUAAUAGUUUGGUCAGUUCA
Pimephales promelas (fathead minnow) is the source of this 6054-nucleotide messenger RNA. RefSeq names its product SLIT-ROBO Rho GTPase activating protein 1a (gene srgap1a). The record is from RefSeq and is a predicted model, not a curated record. Lineage: Eukaryota; Metazoa; Chordata; Actinopteri; Cypriniformes; Leuciscidae. Gene Ontology annotation, biological process: signal transduction. Gene Ontology annotation, molecular function: protein binding.